CUACUAUCGCGCAACGUUGGAUUUUGAUGGCGUUUUCAGGGAAUAUACUUAUGCGAAGACUUCUGUCAGUGGCCAGAGCUGGUCAAUUGUUCGACACAUCCCUGACGAUAUAUGUAUGGCACUGACAAACCCGCAAGUAGGCAGCGGUGCCUGUGGGUUCAAUAGCUACUGCAGAGCAAACGGUGGCACUCCUAGUUGUCAAUGCCCAUUCGGGUAUUCAUUCAUGGAUCCAAACAACAAUUUUGGAGGCUGCAAACCAAAUUUCCCUCAAGGUUGCGGAGUAGACGACGGAACGAAAAAACCAGAAGACGUGUAUGACUUGGUCGAGAUUCAAGGCGUGAAUUGGCCAUUUGGAGAUUAUGAGAGUUUGGGACCUUAUAAUCAAACUCAGUGUGAACAGGCUUGUUUGAACGAUUGUUUGUGUGAUGUUGCCAUAUUUGGCGGUACAAUAUGUUGGAAAAAGAAACUACCGCUAUUUAAUGGGAGAAUGGAAGCUGGACUAGCUAUUAUCAAAGUAAGGAAAGGCAGUGUUCCGCCUUCGGGAAGUUCUAGUUUUCCAAUUUCCAACUCAAAGAAAGACAAGCAAAUUCUCUUGUGGAGCUCCGGGUCUGUCAACGUUCUAUUACUAGUCGUAAUACCCCUUAUGUUUUUCUCAAUUCGAUGGAAAAGAUCAAGAAAGGCCGAACAUGAUUCAAGUGUUCCCGAAACAAAUUUGCAUCUUUUCACUUUCGAAGAGCUCAAGGAAGCGACAGAAGGGUUCAAAGAUGAAUUAGGGAGCGGUUCUUUCGGGAUUGUUUACAAAGGUGUAUUGAAAUUUGGUUCAAAGAAACAAGUUGCGGUCAAGAAGUUGGACAAGUCAACACAAGAAGGAGAGAGGGAAUUCAAAGCCGAAGUGAGUGCAAUUGGGAAAACCCAUCACAAGAAUCUGGUCCAACUGCUCGGAUAUUGUCAAGAGGGGCCUCACAGGCUUCUAGUGUACGAGUUCAUGAGCAAUGGAAGUUUAGCAAAUUUCCUCUUCGGCCUUCCAAGACCUGAUUGGUAUCAAAGGACUCAGAUGGCUCUAGGGAUUGCAAGAGGACUAGUUUACUUGCAUGAAGACUGUAAUGCCCCAAUCAUCCACUGCGAUAUAAAGCCUGAAAACAUACUAAUUGACCAAAAUUUCACAGCACGAAUUUCUGACUUUGGAUUGGCAAAAUCAUUAUUGCUCAACCAAACUCGAACUCAUACUGGGAUAAGGGGAACUCGAGGAUACGUGGCUCCAGAAUGGUUCAAGAACGUACCUGUGACGGUUAAAGUGGAUGUCUACAGUUUCGGUGUCAUGUUGCUAGAGAUCAUUUGUUGUAGAAAGAUGGCAGAGUUUGGGGAAGAAGAAAAAGCAAUACUCACAGAUUGGGCUUAUGACUGCUAUAUGAAUGGGAGACUUGACAUUUUGGUGGACAAUGAUCAGGCUGCCAUCGAAGAUAAGGUGACCCUGGGCCGGUGGAUCUUGACAGCAUUCUGGUGUAUACAAGAGGAUCCUUCAAAAAGGCCUACAAUGAAGAUGGUAACACAAAUGUUAGAGGGAUAUGUUGAUGUCCCAAUUCCCACUAGCACUUCUUUCAGCUAUUCAUCUUCAUGAAACAUGAAGAUAGGCCGAUCUAGAUAAGUCUCUUUUUUUAAUUUUCUUUUUGUUGUUUUAGUUGAUAAUAUGUGAAAAUAUUGUUCCAAGAAUAAUUGUAAGGGAUGAUAUGUUUUACUUUCAGUAAACCUAAUAUCAGAAUAAGAACUGGCAGUGGCAUCAUUAAAUAAUUAAUUCAACUCCAAUUCAUGAGGAAAACCUUUUAGAAGAACAACAAUGUUAUGUAUUAAGAAAAGUGUCCAUACUUUAAAAUGGAUAGAUCAUAUUCAUUUAGAAUAUAACUCAUACGACACCAAGUCUAAAUCUAAA
This is a messenger RNA of Camellia sinensis, 1927 nucleotides long. RefSeq names its product G-type lectin S-receptor-like serine/threonine-protein kinase LECRK2. Lineage: Eukaryota; Viridiplantae; Streptophyta; Magnoliopsida; Ericales; Theaceae. Gene Ontology annotation, molecular function: protein serine/threonine kinase activity; ATP binding. Gene Ontology annotation, biological process: protein phosphorylation. The record is from RefSeq and is a predicted model, not a curated record.